This is a messenger RNA of Colletotrichum paranaense, 1002 nucleotides long. RefSeq lists its product as uncharacterized. Gene Ontology annotation, molecular function: ribokinase activity. The coding region runs from base 1 to 1002 and encodes 333 amino acids. The transcript has 2 exons. Gene Ontology annotation, biological process: D-ribose metabolic process. Lineage: Eukaryota; Fungi; Ascomycota; Sordariomycetes; Glomerellales; Glomerellaceae. The record is from RefSeq and is a predicted model, not a curated record.
AUGAAGACUAUCGUAGUUAUUGGGGCGCUGGGGGUUGAUCGCAUCAUGAUCGUACCCCGUUUUCCAAAGACAGGAGAGAGCACUGAAGCAAGUCAUUCCGAUAAAAGCUUGGGCGGAAAGGGUGCGAACACAGCGCUCUCGACAUACCGCUCCUGCCACAACAAGCCAUCUCUAGACGCGGGCGAUGGUGCCAUUCGGGUUAAGAUGAUUGGAAAGGCCGGCGAUGAUCACUACGGGGUGACUCUGAUUCAGGAGCUACUCGAGAACGAUAUCGCUAUCUCUGGUGUCGCAGUGGUGCCAAGAUUACCGUCCAACGAACGCUUCGUCAUGAUCGAUGGAGAAACCCACGAGAGUCGGUGUGUGUUUAGCCCAGGGGCAACAGCGGCCUGGAAGAGGGAGGAUCUCAGCUACUGUGAGCAGUUUGGAGGUGACGAGUGGCCGCACUUGAUCGUGGCGCAGAUGGAAAUCGAUAAGAAGGUCGUUGAGACUAUGAUUCAUACCGCUGGUGAAGCUGGCAUCCCGUUCUGCUUGAAUGCCACGCCAGCGAGCCCGAUCGAACCCUUGCUCUACCGGCUUAUCACACAUCUUGUGGUCAACGAGUCUGGGGCUGCGACUCUGUUGGACUGUACGAGGGAUGAGGUGGAAGAGGACUGGCCAAAAGCUGCCCAGAGAUUCUUGGACCUCGGGGUCGAGAACGUGGUUAUCACGCUGGGUGUGAAAGGUGCAUAUUACGCCAACGCGGAAGUCAGCGGGCACUGCGCUGGGUAUCCUGUCCGGGUUAUCGAUACGACUGGAGCAGACGACGUCUUCACCGGAGCGUACGCGUCCGACUAUGUGCGUCAAAUGUCCAGUCCAUCUGGAGAAUGGGAUAUCGAGAGUGCCAUCGUUCGCUCGAAUAAAGCUGCUGCUAUAUCCAUUGGGAAGAUGGGCGCUCAGGGGCAUAUUCCUUGGGCGGAUGAGAUUGAUCAGUUUGACAUGAUGGCAGAGAUGACUUUUGACUAA